CGAGGACACAGAGUAAGUCAUUUUAAUUCGAGCUAAGAUACGUCGACUUCAGCUACGCUAGUCUCAUAGCUGAAGUUGCGUAUCUUAGAUUGAUCUCCCCCAGCGUAGACCAGGCCUGAGAGAUGCUAGGUGCUUAUCUGCGAGGGCCUCAGCAAGUCAGUGUUGUGUCGUCAUCUGCUGGUUGGGAAGAGCUCUAACCCAGCACCUGCACUUGAACAGCUGAGCUCAAAGAAAAGGGAUCUGCUUAUCUUUACACAGCGUGGAAAGUGGUGAGCUCUGAGCUGAGCUGAGCUCUGAGAGCCUGGCACUCAGCACACCGCUUAAGGGACAUGGCAGUUGGAAGGAACACUACUUUAGUUGGCCGUUUUUCACUCCAGGGUCAGCCCCUUGUGGCGGAGCUUCACUGGUGCCCCAGGGUUUGUGGAACGGGCCUAUGCUGCUGUAGGAGUGAGUGCAGCAGGGCAUCUCGGGCGGGGGGGGAGGAGGGGAUGUGCAUGGGGCCAAGUGCCCAGAAUCACAUGUAGUGUCUUGCUUUGCUUUCCAGAAUCUGACAGCUGGCUGGUCUGCCCCACCAUGGCUAGCACAGGCGACCAAGGAAUGGAGAUACACACACGUCCCAUAGAAAAGCUCAGGGCACAGUGCUUGGCAAGAGGCUCAGAUGGCAUUAAGGGGCUGGCCAGAGUUUUCCAGAUCAUGGAUGAUGAUAAGAGCAGGUCCUUGGACCUAGCAGAGUUUGUGAAGGGCCUGAGCUCAGCUGGCAUCAUGCUGGGAAGCAGGGAGGCACAGCAAAUCUUCAGCCUCUGUGACAAGAAUAGCAGCGGCACGAUGGAUUUUGAUGAGUUCCUGGAAGUCCUGAGGCCGCCCAUGUCGGCCGCCAGGAAGCAGAUUAUAGCUGAUGCAUUUCACAAACUGGACAAGACUGGCGCUGGCGUGGUGAGCGUGGAGGAUCUCCAUGGGGUGUAUGACGGCAGAACUCACCCCAAGUACCAGAGCGGGGAAUGGACAGAGGAGCAGGUGUUGCAAGCAUUCCUGGACAGCUUUGACUCACCCAGUGACAAGGAUGGGAAGGUCACAGCCAAGGAGUUCCUGAACUACUACAGUGGGGUCAGCGCAUCCAUUGACAGUGAUGACUACUUUGUGGCUAUGAUGAAGAGAGCCUGGAAGCUGUAGCACACGUGAGGAAUCCAGUGCAGUCCUGGAAGAUGCUAUGUUAGAACCAGAUUAGGGCAGUUUCCAAAAAUCCUAUUCAACAUUUCAUAGCAAAAUGCUCUUUUUCGUAGUGAUCACAUCGCUUGCCACCAAGAGGCCCAGCUUUGAGUUACCAGGCCUUUCCCGAGGCUGUGAAAUCUUGACACCUGCCUGCAGAAUAGAGAAUCAUAGAAGAUUAGCGUUGGAGAGACCUCAGGAGGUCAUCUAGUCCAACACCCUGCUCAAAGCAGGACCAAUUCCCAACUAAAUCAUCCCAGCCAGGGCUUUGUCAAGCCUGACCUUAAAA
Molecule: messenger RNA, 1495 nt
Organism: Mauremys mutica (yellowpond turtle)
Lineage: Eukaryota; Metazoa; Chordata; Testudines; Geoemydidae
Gene: CAPS
Product: calcyphosine
Exons: 4
Coding region: 574-1170 (198 amino acids)
Cellular component (GO): vesicle
Molecular function (GO): calcium ion binding
Source: RefSeq, a predicted model, not a curated record